AGAACAGCAUGUCAUCAAGUCCUGUUCCGCUCCGGAAGCAGAUCCAGUUGGCGUUAGAAACCUUUACACUCACUUAGAACUUAAGUUCAUUCACUCACUCACAUUUUACCUACUGAAAGAUUUGCAACAAUGUUCAACCGUCGACUAAAGAAAAAUCAAAUUGCUCCUGAAAACAUUGAGGGAGAUAAGAGCAGACAGCGCUCCAAUGGGAGAUUCACCAUCUCAGAAGUGCCUGCCACCAAGACCUCUGCAGAGAACUGCGACCGGAAGUGGUACAGACUGUUCGGUCAACCCCUGAGCAAAAUUAGAAAUCUGUCUACUACUGUGAAGAGAGUCAUCUUCUCAGGUGGUCCAGCAACCACCACAGCACCUCCACCCGAGGAGGACAACCAGAGGACAAAAAAGAAGACGUUUUGCUGGGGACUGUUUAAUUGCUGCAAGAGAAGACGAAGAGAUGAUGAUGAAGAUGGGCAGAAACAUAACAGCAGUUCUGUCAUAAUCCAAAAUGACCAAGUGGUUGAGUUUAAAGGGCUCAGUGAUGAAGAGGAGGCAGCACUUGACAAAGCCAACGAAGAAAACAAGAAAGCAGCUGCCACAGGGCCGAAGCAUUCUGUUUUUUCCUCCUUACUCGAAGCUGCAGUAGAUAAGGUCAUUUGCCACAGACAGGAUGCCGUCAAUCCACAGAGCUUUAUGGUUCAUCAGGCCCCCAGGUUUGGGUUUCCCAACCAAUUCCAGACCUGCUACAUGAACGCCAGCCUCCAGAGCCUAAUCACACUUACAGAGUUCAUCACUGAUAUCUACAGCCACAAGCAUUUGUGGAAUUAUAUUUCUGAUGAGACUGAGUUGAUAAGACAUUUCGUAAACAUUGUAAGAUGUCACGGCUCCAAAGAUGUUCAAUACAAACUCCGGGCCCUCGAUAUGUUCAAGAAGGCCCUCGCUGUCCAGACUCCUGAAUUUGCAGACAACUACCAGAAAGAUGCCCAUGAGUUUUUAACAGCGUUCUUAAAUCAGAUGAGGAGUCUGGCUUCACCAUUGCAGAAGGUUGCAGCCCUCACGGGGAGAAGCUAUAGCUGCCCUGUGGACAGAAACCUGGUGUUCAAAAUGCAAAACACCAGGACAUGCAAAAGUUGUGGUGCUCAAUCCAUCAGAGAGGAAGAGUACACCAACCUCUCUCUGGAUCUGGUACCUGGAGGUUCAGUACAGCAGAUGCUCAAGGAAUACCAGAUGGAGACAGAGUUGAAUUAUAAUUGUGAGUGUGGCUGCAACACAUCAGUCCAGCGCUCCACCUUUCUAACCCUGCCCAGAUUCCUGAUUAUACACCUGAAGAGGUUCAGGUUCACUCCGUCGCUACAGGUGGUGAAGCUGCAUGACCCCGUAGUCCUUUUCAGGCUGCUGAAGGUGACUACCAGCCAGGCUGAUGGCUGGUACAACCUGGUUAGUGUCAUCAGCCAUUUAGGCUAUGACGGGAACAAUGGACACUACAUCAGCGAGGGCGUGUACCCAGGGCAGGAUCUGUAUGUUGCAGAUGACCAAUGGCUCUACUAUAAUGAUGCCCAGGUUGCCAAGACAACUGGUGCUGCAGUUUGUAAGCGAGAUCAACAAACAGCCUACAUCGUUUUCUACCAAAGAUCGAUAGUUCAGUCUGGCACAGGUGAGACCUACUGAUGACGUACUCCCUGGACCAAACCAACAAAGAUAGAACUUAAACACUCUCUCUGGGUCAAGACUGCAUUGUAAAUAACAACUGGUAAAUUGAAAAAAAAGGUUUCUGCCUUUGAAGGGAGUUUUUCCUUGCCACAGUCACCUCUGUCUUUGGCUGAGUCAGUUCUCAUCUCCCACCAAUGUCAAACUGCAUGUGAUAUGUACCAUUAUGACACGGAGAUGAGUUGGCCA
Etheostoma spectabile (orangethroat darter) is the source of this 1893-nucleotide messenger RNA. Its product is annotated as ubiquitin carboxyl-terminal hydrolase 37. Lineage: Eukaryota; Metazoa; Chordata; Actinopteri; Perciformes; Percidae. Gene Ontology annotation, cellular component: cytosol; nucleus. Gene Ontology annotation, molecular function: cysteine-type deubiquitinase activity. Gene Ontology annotation, biological process: protein deubiquitination; G1/S transition of mitotic cell cycle. The coding region runs from base 130 to 1665 and encodes 511 amino acids. The record is from RefSeq and is a predicted model, not a curated record. The transcript has 16 exons.